Molecule: messenger RNA, 9489 nt
Organism: Anguilla anguilla (European eel)
Lineage: Eukaryota; Metazoa; Chordata; Actinopteri; Anguilliformes; Anguillidae
Product: neuroblast differentiation-associated protein AHNAK-like
Exons: 6
Coding region: 663-6524 (1953 amino acids)
Biological process (GO): regulation of RNA splicing
Cellular component (GO): cytoplasm; nucleus
Source: RefSeq, a predicted model, not a curated record
AUAAUAAUCUUGUUGGUAAUGCAUUAAAUUCAUUUUGCUUAUUGAUAAAAAGUGAUUUGUGAUGAUUGAUAAUGAUAUGCAAAGAUCUACAAAUGUGCAGCCAAACCCGACACUUGGCAAUGACGUAUUUGUUGCUUUUGGAUUGUUGGCUAAUUGUGCCUUGGGGAAAGAGUGUGUCUUUAGGGACCACUCAUAUGAGGCCCAGAUUUGCAGAGAGUGAUGAAUGGCUGAAGUUUGAAACAGGAUGCUGCGGGGAUACGCACAAAAUUGAAGGUUUCGAUUGAAUCCCUCCCUAAAGAGGGAGUAUUUGUGGACUCCCAGAGAUGCCACAGGAAAAACCAGUUUGCUUAGUGGCUUAGUUAUUUAACUAAGAGGCACUGCUCUACAUCAGGGCACUUGAACAUAAAGGCAACAACAUCAUCCACCUGAUUCCUCAUAGCCCUUGCACAUCACUGUAUGGGGCUGCAUCCUUUAGUGGACACAUCCUCCAUAUAACUGUCCUAUGCACACCAGAAGGCUAGACAGAUUUUGGAACAGCACCUGAAAUGGAACAGUCUACGAAAGAUUGACAUCUGCAUCACAGAGUUCCCACCCACAACCUCACCAGACCAAAACAACCAGUAUGUGAAAAGCCAACAAGAGAAUGACAAGAAAGUGAAACCAUGAGGCACAGCAGGAGCAAGAGUUUCUCUGACAGCCUUGUCCUAGAAGAUGUGGACAAAGGUGGUGUGAUUGUCAAGAGCAUCAGAGCUGACUCUUCCACUGACAUAGGCCUGAAAGAAGGUGAUGAAAUUAUUGGUGCAACCAUCCACUUCGACAAACUUAAGAAAGAUGAGGUGUUGAGGGUACUGAAACUAAUUGAACCUUAUGAUGAAAACAUGAAAGUUCUGACAAAAGAAAGUUUGAAAGCCAGUGUAAGUUCUGGAAUAUUAAACAACUCCAUUGCAUCUCCAAAAGAAAUGCUUGAGGAUUCUUACUCCAGACUUUUCCACAGCAAAGUACAGAGAUUCCUGAACAGAGAACCAUUUGUAUGUGAUGCGGCAAAAACAUCAGCUGUUAAAAUUGGUGACCUGAACAGCCAGCUUCUUGUCCAAGGGACAAGACUACAUUUGGAUGGACCAAGCUUUAAGAGUGACAUUGCAGGCCCUUCUCAAAAUUUGUCCAAUAUGAUUGCGCAAACACCUCAAGUAGAUAUUGAUGCUAAAUGGUCAGGCCCAAAGAUACAAGACACAAAAGCUCUGGAAGAUUCCAGUUUCAGUGUACCAGACUUCAGCAAAAGCUGCCCAAUGCCACCUAUGGGAUUAUCUUCAAAACUGAAAGAACCAGAUUUGGAGGACAAUGUAAAGUGCCUUGAAGUUAAUCUCUCGGGUCCUAAUUCAGAAUCUUCAGACAUGGACCUAAAUAUGAAAAUUGACAGUAUUAAAGGAGGUGACAAUGUCUCUGGUAUUGACAUGUUAGAUGACAGCACACAUCGUCCUGAACUUGACCUGAAAGCAACAGAUGUUGACCUCAAAUCACCCUCUAAGAAAUGUACAUAUCAAACAUUACCUAAAUUUGGAAUGUCUGGGCCAAAUGUAAAAGGGCCAGAAAUGGACAUUGAUGGAGAUCAGGAAACACCAGGGUUAAAUUGCUCAUCUCCUAAGAUCCUAAAGGAAAACAAUACUCCACAGUUUGGUGUGGAUUUACCCAAAGCUGAUUUCAACAGCCCUAAACUAGAUAUGAAAACAUCAGAUCUUGAAAUGGGUGCCCCAUCAGCGAAAUUCACCAUGCCAAAAUUGAAUCUGUCAGGGCCCAAAGUCAGAGGACCAGAUUUUGAUAUUGAUGCAGGCCUGAAAACACCUGAUCUGAGUCUCAAACCUCAUAAAAUUAAAGGAGGAAUUAAAGCUCCAGACAUAGGUUUGAACUUACCCAGAGAUGACAUCAAAGGCUCUAAAUUUCACAUGAAAAUACCAGACGUUGACCUGAAAACUCCCUCUCGACAAUUUAAACUUCCAACAUUGCCUAAAUUUGGAAUCUCUGGACCUAAAUUGAAACGUACAGAAGUGGACAUUGAUACGGAUCUGAAAACGCCAGAUAUGAAUUUCUCGGUUCCUAAGAUCAAAGGAGAAACGAUUGCCCCUGAGUUUGGUGUGGAUUUACCCAAAGCUGAUUUGAACAGCCCAAAACUAGGUACAAAAACACCACAUCUUGACAUCAAUGCCCCAUCAGGGAAAUUCGCCAUGCCUAAAUUUAGUCUGUCAGGGCCCAAAGUGAAAGGACCAGAAUUUGGCAUUGAUACAGGCCUGAAAACACCUGAUCUGAAUCUCAAAGCUCCUAAGCUUAAAGGAGGAGUUAGAGCUCCUGACAUAGGUUUGAAUUUACCUAGUGCUGACGUGAAAGGCACUGGACUUAAUAUGCAUGUACCAGAUAUUGAUCUGAAAUCACCCUCUCGUCAUUUUAAAUCUCCAACAUUACCAAACUUUGGAAUCUCUGGACCUAAAUUGAAACAUCCAGAAAUGGAUAUUCAUGGAGAUCUGGAAACACCAGACAUGAAUCUUUCACCUCCGACAAUCAAAGGAGAAAUGAAUGUCCCUGAGUUGGGUGCGGAUCUACCCAAUGCUGAUUUCAACAUUUCUAAGCUAGAUAUGAAAACACCAGAUCUUGCCAUUAAUGCCCCAUCAGGAAAAUUUGCCAUACCUAAAUUUAGUCUGUCAGGGCCCAAAGUGAAAGGACCAGAUUUUGGUAUUGAUGCAGGCCUGAAAACUCCUGACCUGAAUCUCAAAGCUCCUAAGAUUAAAGGAGGAAUUAAAGCUCCUGACAUAGGUUUGAAUUUACCUAAUGCUGACAUUAAAGGCACUGGGCUUAAUGUGGAUGUGCCAAAUGUUAAUCUGAAGUCUCCCUCUCAAAAAUUUAAAUUUCCAACAUUACCUAAAUUCGGAAUAUCUGGACCUAAAUUGAAACAUCCAGAAAUGGACAUUCAUGGAGAUCUGGAAACACCAGACAUGAAUCUUUCACCUCGUACAAUCAAAGGAGAAAUGAAUGUCCCUGAGUUGGGUGCGGAUCUACCCAAUGCUGAUUUCAACAUUCCUAAGCUAGAUAUGAAAACACCAGAUCUUGCCAUUAAUGCCCCAUCAGGAAAAUUUGCCAUACCUAAAUUUAGUCUGUCAGGGCCCAAAGUGAAAGGACCAGAUUUUGGUAUUGAUGCAGGCCUGAAAACUCCUGAUCUAAAUCUCAAAGCUCCUAAGAUUAAGGGAGGAAUUAAAGCUCCUGACAUAGGUUUGAAUUUACCUAAUGCUGACAUUAAAGGCACUGGGCUUAAUGUGGAUGUGCCAAAUGUUAAUCUGAAGUCUCCCUCUCAAAAAUUUAAAUUUCCAACAUUACCUAAAUUCGGAAUAUCUGGACCUAAAUUGAAACAUCCAGAAAUGGACAUUCAUGGAGAUCUGGAAACACCAGACAUGAAUCUUUCACCUCGUACAAUCAAAGGAGAAAUGAAUGUCCCUCAGUUGGGUGCAGAUCUACCCAAUGCUGAUUUCAACAUUCCUAAGCUAGAUAUGAAAACACCAGAUCUUUCCAUUAAUGCCCCAUCAGGAAAAUUUGCCAUACCUAAAUUUAGUCUGUCAGGGCCCAAAGUGAAAGGACCAGAUUUUGGUAUUGAUGCAGGCCUGAAAACUCCUGACCUGAAUCUUAAAGCUCCGAAGAUUAAAGGAGGAAUUAAAGCUCCUGACAUAGGUUUGAAUUUACCUAAUGCUGACAUUAAAGGCACUGGACUUAAUAUGAAUGUACCAGAUAUUGAUCUGAAGUCUCCCUCUCAAAAAUUUAAAUUUCCAACAUUACCUAAAUUCGGAAUAUCUGGACCUAAAUUGAAACAUCCAGAAAUGGACAUUCAUGGAGAUCUGGAAACACCAGACAUGAAUCUUUCACCUCCUAUAAUCAAAGGAGAAAUGAAUGUCCCUCAGUUGGGUGCGGAUCUACCCAAUGCUGAUUUCAACAUUCCUAAGCUAGAUAUGAAAACACCAGAUCUUGCCAUUAAUGCCCCAUCAGGAAAAUUUGCCAUACCUAAAUUUAGUCUGUCAGGGCCCAAAGUGAAAGGACCAGAUUUUGGUAUUGAUGCAGGCCUGAAAACUCCUGACCUGAAUCUCAAAGCUCCUAAGCUUAAAGGAGGAAUUAAAGCUCCUGACAUAGGUUUGAAUUUACCUAAUGCUGACAUUAAAGGCACUGGACUUAAUGUGGAUGUGCCAAAUGUUAAUCUGAAGUCUCCCUCUCAAAAAUUUAAAUUUCCAACAUUGCCUAAAUUCGGAACCUCUGGACCUAAAGUGAAUUGUCCAGAGGUGGACAUUGAUGGAGAUCUAGAAACACCUAAUUUCAAUCUCUCAGCUCCUAAGAUCAAAGGAAAAAUAAGUGCUCCUGAUUUGGGUGUGGAUUUACCCAAAGCUAAUUUCAAGAGCCCUAAACUAGAUAUGAAAACAUCAGAUCUUGACAUUGGUACCCCAUCAGCAAAAUUCACCAUGCCAAAAUUGAAUCUGUCAGGGCCCAAAGUCAAAGGACCAGAUUUUGAUAUUGAUGCAGGCUUGAAAACACCUGAUCUGAAUCUCAAAGCUCAUAAAAUUAAAGGAGGAAUUAAAGCUCCAGACGUAGGUUUGAACUUACCCAGUGAUGACAUCAAAGGCUCUAAAUUUCAUCUGAAAAUACCAGAUGUUGACCUGAAAACUCCCUCUCGACAAUUUAAAUUUCCAACGUUGCCUAAAUUUGGAAUCUCUGGACCUAAAUUGAAACAUACGGAACUUGACAUUGAUGCAGAUCUGAAAACACCAGAUUUGAAUCUCUCGGCUCCUAAGAUCAAAGGAGAAAUGAAUGCCCCUGAGUUGGCUGUGAAUUUACCCAAAGCUGAUUUGAACAGCCCAAAACUAGGUACAAAAACACCACAUCUUGCCAUUAAUGGCCCAUCAGGGAAAUUCACCAUGCCUAAAUUUAGUCUGUCAGGACCCAAAGUGAAAGGACCAGAAUUUGGCAUUGAUACAGGAAUGAAAACACCUGAUCUGAAUCUCAAAGCUCCUAAGCUUAAAGGAGGAGUUAGAGCUCCUGACAUAGGUUUGAAUUUACCUAGUGCUGACGUGAAAGGCACUGGACUUAAUAUGAAUGUACCAGAUAUUGAUCUGAAAUCACCCUCUCGUCAUUUUAAAUCUCCAACAUUACCAAAAUUUGGAAUCUCUGGACCAAAAGUGAAACGUCCUGAAAUGGACAUUCGUGGAGAUCUGGAAACACCAGACUUAAAUCUUUCAGCUCCCAAGAUGAAAGGAAAAAUCAGUGCUUCUGAGUUUGGUGCGGAUCUACCCAAAGCUGAUUUCAACAUUCCUAAGCGAGGAAUGAAAAUGCCAGAUCUUGACCUUGAUGCCCCAUCAGGGAAAUUCACCAUGCCCAAAUUUAGUCCAUCAGGGCCCAAAGUGAAAGGGCCAGAUUUUGACAUUGAUACAAGCCUGAAAACACCUGAUCUGAGUCUCAAAGCUCCUAAGUUUAAAGGAGGAAUUAGAGCUCCUGACAUAGGUUUGAAUUUACCUAGUGCUGACAUGAAAGGCACUGGACUUAAUAUGGAUGUACCAGAUUUUGAUCUGAAAUCACCCUCUCUUCAAUUUAAAUCUCCAACAUUACCAAACUUUGGAAUCUCUGGACCUAAAGCAAAACGUCCUGAAAUGGAUAUUCGUAAAGAUCUAGAAACACCAGACUUAGAUCUUUCAGCUCCUAAGAUAAAAGGAAAAAUCAAUGCUCCUAAGUUUCAAAUCAAUGCCUCUGAGUUUGGUGCAGAUCUACCCAAAGCCGAUUUCAACAUUCCUAAACUAGGAAUGAAAAUGCCAGAUCUUGACAUUGAUGCCCCAUCAAAGAAAUUCACCAUGCCCAAAUUUAGUCCGUCAGGGCCCAAAGUGAAAGGGCCAGAUUUUGGCAUUGAUACAAGCUUGAAAACACCUGAUCCGAAUCUCACAGCUCCUAAAAUUAAAGGGAGAAUCAAAACUCCAGAGGUAGACGUUGAUUUACCCAAUGGUGACAUGAAAGGCUGUGAACCUGACCUCAAAUCAUCAAAUUUUGACUUGAAAUCACACAUGAUUAAAGGUGAAAUCAGUUCCCCUGAUGUAAUUCAAAGUUUACCACAAACGGAUAUCAGAGAGUCGUUGAAUUUGAAUACACCACAUCUUGAUCUUGAUGCUCUCUCAGGAAAAUUGAAUGUGCCAACACAAAAGAGACCUAAAUAUGGACCCACUGAAUUAAAUAUGAAUAGACAACAACUUGAUAUUGAUGCAUCCUCAAAAAUGAAGAGUGCAAUCAAUACUUCUGACAAAUCUGACAAAUCACCCAAAGCUAAUCUCAAAGGUCAAGUAGAUAUCCCCAAACCUAAUCUGAAAAAUCCCAGUGUUGUUGAGUAUGCCGAUUUACCAAAAGGGAAAGGAUAUAACUCGCCUAGUACUAAUAUCAUGUGUACUCCAGAUAUUGACCUUGAAGUGCCUGGGGGCACAUUAAAAAGGUCAAAGGUAAAGUUGCAAAAAACCUUCCUUUAAAUGCAAAGGAAUGACUUUACACUAAGCAUAAACAGAAAGAGCAGCCCCAUUUUGACUUUAAUAAUCCCAAGAGAAAUGUAGGAUUCCCUCAUUUUCUUGUUGAUCUAAAAUGAACUAGAUGUUUUUUUGUGAACUGUGUAUGCAAAGAUUUUAGUACAUGACCAAGUAAUCAUUAACAUGAAGAUAGUGAGACUACUAGAAAAAUACAUAGCGCUAAUACCAUAUUCAGCAACACUCGGAUAAUGCGUUCUCCCCAAAAGUUUUCUUCUCCCGAAUUUGACCAAUAUUAUUCGGAUUCUGAUCUGUUUUCCCAUCUCUUUGAUGCAAGUUGCUCAGAAGUCAGUACCAAGUUUCUCAAUUAGAAACACAAUGGCAGAGAGACAGCAAUUGAGACUUUCCUUUAACACUAGAUAGGCCAAAGAGAAGCCAUUGCGCUUUGGGGACUUUAUAAUUAAAAUUACUCCCAAUGCCAUAAAUGCGAUAUCCUCCUCCUUCUAUGACUUUCCUAAAUAUUUAGGCUUUAAAUAACUGUGUUUUUAAAAUGAGAAAAAAUCGACUAAGUAAAGAAAUACUGGCCGUCUGUGCCAUUUUCUUCACAAACCCCUCCCCACCAGACAAUAGAGAAGUGCUCUUACCCAGGUGCGAACAUGUUGUGAACUCUGGGCCCGCUAUUCAACAAUUGAAUGACCAGUGCUUUCAAAAUAAUUUCCCAAUAAAGCACUAUCAAGACAAAUUUUGCACAUACGAUCACAAAAAAUUCAUUGACUGCAAUUGUGAUGAAUUUGAUAAAGCCUUUAUGAAUACUUGUGGAUGCUGUAGUUAUAGAAACGAUAGGCUUAGAACGCCGUGGAGAUAACGCCACAACAUUGUUUUGAGUUUUCACUGAAACUGAGACUUUAAAUAAACUAAAUAGAAUAUCUACACAACUGCAUGAAAUAUUUGAGAUUUUUGUGCGUGCGUUUCCGGGAAACCACCAAAGCUACGCGUUCUCUGUUGAAUUGAGGAGGGCGACAGUGCAUAGAAAGCACAUUUCCAGGAGAAGGGAGGGAGAAGUUUGCUGAAUGACCAAAGAAAUUACCUAAAAUUAAAAUUAUUAUAAAUUUAAAAAUGUAUUUAACUACUUUUCUAUUUUGUGUUUUGUCAUGCACAUUUUAGGGCUUUUCUCAGUGUUCCUGUAAUAUACAUUUUCCCUUAGCCUAUAUAACAAAACCGGUAUAAUUUAGAAAUAUAAACACUGAAAUCAGUUUCAUGAUCUUUAUGAAAUUCGGUCGCUGCUGGUGCAGAAAUCGAUGCUAUAAUGCUUAGUGGUAGUUGGCUACAUAAUAAAAAAAAGUGACCUUUUCAGAGUUAAAACAUUACAGAAACAGGUUGUUGGCUAAUGACACACCCAGUCAUUGUGUGAAGCAUUUAGACUGUGUCCUUCAGGUAGGGGUGAUGGGGUUCAUGCAGUUCAUACUGUGCAGUUCAUAGUAAGGAUGAGGAACUUUUUUUUUAUUUUUAAAAACAUUUACCUAUGUUUGAAGCUUGAUUUGACUGUCUGUUUACUUAAGUGUUAUAAUAGCCUGUUAUGGCUAUAUAACCAUAGGUCCAUGUUUGUUAAACACAGCUUUAAAAAGCAAUUAUAGUGAUUAUAAUGGUAAUAAUUCAAUACAGCUUCCGUGUUAAACUCCACCCACUUCUGGUUCACGGCACACCCACUUCUGGUUUUGAUCCGAAUACAAAUACAAAUUUUUUUUUGGUUGAACAAAUACAGAUACAAAUACAAAGAGUGGAGUCUCCCUCCAUCCCUAAUGGCUAUGGAUAGCUGCUGUUUUAUGAGAAUUGUACUUUAUCUGACCUGUAUUUGUAUUUGUUCCAGUGACCUUCGGUAUGCACUUAUUGUGCGUUGCUUUGGAUAAAAGCAUAUGCCAAAUAAAAUCUAAUGUAAUGUAACGUAGCAGAUAUGGCAAGAAAACUGUACAUAUUGUAAUACUGUAUACUGUAAAACUGUAAAUACGGAAUACUGUAAAACCAUACAAUGAAAAGGAAAAGGGAAAAAAAGAGAAUAUCUCUGACUACAUGUGCCUUUUAUUUUAUUUGGCAAAACAAUAAAAUUAUGUCUCAGGCUUCAAAUAUGACUUUAGCCACUAGAUGUAACUAUGCAUGGUCUCAAGACUGCACAAGGGUGUGCACUUUUCAUAAAGUAAAAAUUUAAGAAAUAGUGAAUUGUUGGUUAUGUAAAUAAAAUUUGUUUAGCAAUGUAAAAUAGGGGAGUAAAGGGAUAGUGAAAACAUAACACAAAAGAGGUUUACCUUCCAUAGUCCAAGGACGCAGGCUAGCCUUGUAAAUAAAGAAAAUCCAUUUAUAUUUGAAUAACUUACUGACCUAUAGCAUGGUUAUCACACAGACUGUCACAACAAUUUUGUUAUGUCUGACCAACAUUAUGAUCUUUGUUCUUGGAUGUAUUUUCAUUUUGUGAAUCCUUUUAUUAUCUUCCCAUAGGAUUUAUCACACAUGCUGUGACAUCUGAUUGCCUACAUUUUGUCAUUACAUCAAUGUUUCAUGUUUCAUGUCAUCUCCUCGUCUAAGGUGUGGUUUAUUGAUGUGAAUUAUCCAUUUGCAUGAUUUACAAACCAACACAAAUGAUUUGGAUUGCAUAUAGAUUGCACUGCAUAGCAAUUGUCAUUCUGCAAUAUGUGAUAAACUUUGUAUUGAUUUAGAACCGCCCUUUUCUGUAUUUAUAUGUAUGUAACUGCCGUAUGUACAAUAUAUUAUGUAAUUUGCCUCCAUGUAAUUUAAUAGUAUAUGUAUAACAUCAACAAUUUGACCAAUGGUUUUGUUUCCCAUCUGGUGAUGAUGGCCACUGUAUAUAAACAAGCAAUUGCUGCACUGCCAAUAAGCACUGAAGAAAGCAUGUGACUGAAACAUUUUGUGCUCACUUUUUUCUUCACUAUGUAAUCCAAUAUAUUUUAAAGAGAAAAAAAAA